AUGCCUAGGAUCGAAUACGAGCCUAAGCUCGAUUUCAAGGAUGUCAUGCUUCGUCCAAAAAGAUCUACGUUGAAAAGCCGCGCUGAUGUCGAUCUUGAUCGAACUUAUGAGUUUCGCAACUCGAAGGCAUCUUACACUGGAAUUCCAGUUGUCGCUUCGAAUAUGGAUACUGUUGGAACAUUCGAAAUGGCUAAUGCCUUGAACGGACAUAAGAUGUUCACCACUAUCCAUAAGCACUAUUCGAUUGAGCAAUGGAAGGAAUUUGCCGCCAAUGCUGACCCAUCAAUUUUCGAGAACAUUGCUGUUUCCAGCGGAAUCUCGGACAAUGAUUGGACGAAGCUCAACGCCGUUAUCACUGAGCUCCCACAACUCAAGUACAUCUGUCUUGAUGUUGCUAAUGGAUACUCCGAAUCAUUCGUCGACUUCAUUCGCCGGGUUCGUGAAGCGUAUCCAAACCAUACCAUCAUGGCCGGUAAUGUGGUUACUGGCGAGAUGGUUGAAGAACUCAUUCUCUCUGGAGCCGAUAUCGUCAAAGUCGGAAUUGGACCGGGAUCGGUUUGCACAACUCGCAAGAAGGCUGGAGUUGGAUACCCUCAACUGAGUGCUGUUCUUGAAUGCGCUGACGCUGCUCAUGGACUCAACGGUCAUGUCAUGAGCGACGGAGGUUGCACCAACCCCGGAGAUGUCGCCAAGGCUUUCGGAGCUGGAGCUGACUUUGUUAUGAUCGGUGGACUCUUCGCUGGUCACGACCAAAGCGGAGGUGAUUUGAUCGAAAAGGACGGAAAGAAGUUCAAACUCUUCUAUGGAAUGAGCUCCGAUACCGCGAUGAAGAAGCACCACGGAAGCGUCGCAGAAUAUCGCGCUUCUGAAGGAAAGACAAUCACGAUUCCAUACAGAGGAGACGUGAACGGAACUGUUCUAGACAUUCUUGGAGGUAUCCGCUCCGCAUGUACGUACACUGGAUCCAAGCAAUUGAAGGAGCUUGCGAAGAGAGCGACAUUCAUCCGUGUUACCCAGCAAACCAACGAUAUGUAUGUGCCAUUCGAAGUGCCGGCGGUUCCAGCCCAAGCGAAAUCAAACUAA
This is a messenger RNA of Caenorhabditis bovis, 1083 nucleotides long. The record is from the annotation of a GenBank genome assembly. NCBI's taxonomy places the organism in Eukaryota, Metazoa, Nematoda, Chromadorea, Rhabditida, Rhabditidae.